Aspergillus udagawae is the source of this 684-nucleotide messenger RNA. Its product is annotated as putative translation initiation factor IF3. NCBI's taxonomy places the organism in Eukaryota, Fungi, Ascomycota, Eurotiomycetes, Eurotiales, Aspergillaceae. The transcript has a single exon. Gene Ontology annotation, cellular component: mitochondrion. Gene Ontology annotation, molecular function: ribosome binding; translation initiation factor activity. The record is from RefSeq and is a predicted model, not a curated record. Gene Ontology annotation, biological process: ribosome disassembly; mitochondrial translational initiation. The coding region runs from base 1 to 684 and encodes 227 amino acids.
AUGAAGCACACACGCGGCUUAAUAUCGAUAACCCAAGCACUUCGCCAUACCUUCCUGUCCCCUUUCCAGACCACCCGUGUCCAGUUUCUACGCUACAGUUAUGCUUUACGAGGAACGCAAUUGAGGUUCCUUCAGUCUUCUCGCCAACUUCCCUCACAACAAUCGAAACAGAAACAGGUCAGAGAUGAAGAUAUUCGGUCGGAGUAUAUACAAAUUGUCAACGAAAAUGGUGACCUUGAGCCUGCCAUGAAGCUAAGAGAUGUGCUACGCUCUUUCGAUCGCUCUGAACACUUCCUCAUACAAGUGUCCCCGGCCCUUCCUGACCGACCACCAAUCUGCAAACUUGUGAACAAAAUGGCCAUGCGUGAGCACGAGCGAGCUAAAGCCAAAGCUGCUCAUGCCACUAAGACAGCAGUGAAGCAGAUUGAGUUGAAUUGGGCCAUUGAUAGUCAUGAUCUGACACACCGCUUGAAGCAAUUGACAAACUUCCUGGACAAAGGUCGACGCGUGGAGAUCAUCCUGACGCGGAAAAAGGGCAAACGGGCACCCACUGUGGAAGAGAUCAAGAACGUUAUGGAUAGUGUGUUGCAAGCUACGAAGGAAGCGGAUGCGAUGCAGAUCAAGCCCAUGGAGGGGGAACCGGGCAAACAUGUCACCUUAUUUGUGAAAAAGAAGGACAAUUGA